CAACAGUCCAAGCCCGCCGUCCUGCCCCAGAGCGACACUGCAAGGAAGCGCGCAGCCGGAGGCCGAGCGCACUUAGGGAGCAACGCUUGGAGCUUUCACCGCGCCAUGUUUCAUCCUGCCGAGCACUCCCAGGAUUGGACCAUGGAGGGCCACCGGGACGGGUUGAAGAAGGAGCGGCUGCUGGACGACCGCCACGACAGCGGCCUGGACUCCAUGAAGGACGAGGAGUACGAGCAGAUGGUGAAGGAGCUGCGCGAGAUCCGCCUCGAGCCGCAGGAGACUCCGCGCGGCGCCGAGCCCUGGAAACAGCAGCUGACCGAGGACGGAGACUCGUUCCUGCACUUGGCUAUCAUCCAUGAAGAGAAGGCACUGACAAUGGAAGUGAUCCGCCAAGUGAAGGGAGACCUGCCUUUCCUCAACUUCCAGAACAACCUGCAGCAGACUCCGCUCCACUUGGCUGUGAUCACCAACCAGCCAGAAAUUGCUCAGGUUCUUCUGGAAGCUGGCUGUGAUCCUGAGCUCCGAGACUUUCGAGGAAAUACCCCCCUACACCUUGCCUGUGAGCAAGGCUGCCUGGCCAGUGUGGGAAUCCUGACACAGACUUGCCCAACCCAGCACCUCCACUCCAUCCUGCAGGCCACCAACUACAAUGGUCACACAUGCCUGCAUUUGGCUUCCAUCCAUGGCUAUCUGGGCAUCGUGGAGCUUUUGGUGUCCUUGGGUGCUGAUGUCAAUGCUCAGGAGCCUUGUAAUGGCCGCACUGCCCUCCACCUCGCAGUGGACCUGCAGAAUCCUGACCUGGUGUCACUCCUGUUGAAGUGUGGGGCUGAUGUCAACAGAGUUACCUACCAGGGCUACUCUCCAUACCAGCUCACCUGGGGCCGCCCAAGCACCCGGAUACAGCAACAGCUAGGCCAGCUGACCCCAGAAAACCUGCAGAGGCUGCCAGAGAGUGAAGAUGAGGAGAGCUAUGACACAGAGUCCGAGUUCACAGAGGACGAGCUGCCCUAUGAUGACUGUGUGCUUGGAGGCCAGCGCCUGGCAUUAUGAACAGAAACUGUCUAAAGAAACAUGGACU
This is a messenger RNA of Orycteropus afer afer, 1078 nucleotides long. It is a transcript of the gene NFKBIA, whose product is annotated as NFKB inhibitor alpha. NCBI's taxonomy places the organism in Eukaryota, Metazoa, Chordata, Mammalia, Tubulidentata, Orycteropodidae. Gene Ontology annotation, molecular function: protein binding. The record is from RefSeq and is a predicted model, not a curated record.